Molecule: messenger RNA, 675 nt
Organism: Penicillium brevicompactum
Lineage: Eukaryota; Fungi; Ascomycota; Eurotiomycetes; Eurotiales; Aspergillaceae
Exons: 2
Biological process (GO): fungal-type cell wall organization
Cellular component (GO): plasma membrane; cell cortex of cell tip
Source: RefSeq, a predicted model, not a curated record
AUGAUCUGGCACACACUGAAACUUCUGGGGAGGUUCUGCCCUUUAGCUUUUUCAGUAGCGGGCUUGAUUUGUCUCGCCAUAGUGUUUGCCGGAUGCAUAUCAUCGUCCUCUCCCUCGGACUUUUAUUUCAUGAAGGCAAGUUCAUCGCUAAACUUGACCAAUUUUCCGGACCCCAGUAAUCUCCACCUACGCCGAGGACUGAGCAUCGCCGGUGUGGAUAUGUCCAGUGUCACGAGUGGAGCUUCCGAUGCUGCCAACAGCGCGACUCAAAUUGCUGCAAAUAAAGUAGAACAUGUCUCCACUGCGGUACAAUCUAAAGCCGACCAGGCCAGAGACCGCCUCGAAACAGUAUCCAAAGAUCUUAGGUUGCAUCUCCCCGCAUAUUAUGCCGUCGGGCUUUGGGGCUAUUGCCAGGGCGAGAAUAGUACGGGGCCUUUUGGCAACUGCUCCAAGCCAAGUACUUCCUUUUCGUUUAACCUCCUGAAGAUCCUUGGCUCGGCAUCCGAGGAGAUCAACGAUGUGUUGCCGAAAAGCGAUAAUAAAGUCCUUGCCGGCUAUCACGAUUUCUCACGAUGGACAAUCCUAGCAUACAUACUCGGGUUUAUCUUCACUAUUACUACUAUCAUUAUACAAGUUCUUCUGUUAAUUGUUUCUAAAGGAAAAAUAUUCCUCGUC